AUUUGUCUGUCGAAGACGGAGGGAAAGAAAACAGAGAACUUGUUUCUUUCGUCGAAGAAGAAGAUGAUGAAGAGAACCCAACAAUCUGCAAGAGAAACAAAGCAAGAAGCUAAAGAUGCAAGCAAAGCGAAGAGCGGUUUAUUCGCUUCUUGUUCCUUCUCUUCACUUGGUUUAGAUCCCAAGCUCUCUGACCAGCUCCAAGAAAGGAUGGGUUUUGAAGCUCCUACGCUUGUACAAGCUCAAGCAAUUCCUGUUAUUCUCUCUGGUCGAGAUGUACUUGUUAAUGCUGCAACCGGUACUGGAAAGACUAUAGCGUAUUUGGCACCACUCAUCCAUCACUUGCAGGGUUAUUCUCCUAAGGUUGAUCGUUCUCAUGGAACUUUUGCUUUGGUGAUUGUGCCUACACGGGAACUAUGCCUUCAGGUGUAUGAAACCUUGGAGAAGUUACUGCAUCGGUUUCAUUGGAUUGUCCCUGGCUAUGUAAUGGGAGGAGAGAAAAAGGCUAAAGAAAAGGCUAGAUUAAGGAAAGGGAUAUCCAUUCUAAUUGCAACCCCGGGACGCCUUCUUGACCAUUUGAAGAACACAGCUUCAUUCGUGCACAAAAAUCUGCGUUGGGUCAUCUUUGAUGAAGCUGAUAGCAUUCUCGAAUUAGGUUAUGGGAAGGAGAUAGAACAGAUAAUUAAGCUUCUAGGUUCAGGGCAAUACGAAGAAGGUGAAACGGAUGAUAUUGUUCCAAAGGGCAUUCAGAAGCAGAACUUAUUAUUGUCAGCAACAUUGAAUGAAAAAGUUAACGAUCUUGCAAAACUUAGUUUGGACGAUCCGGUAAUGAUUGGUCUUGACAACAGCAAAUUGCAACAAAAUCUAUCAAUAGAGUCUCCUGCCUCUCCUGACUCUGAUGCGGAUGAUAUGGUAAUUCAUGUUAACAAAUCCGUAAACCCUUCAUCUGAGGACUAUGGAAUACCAUCACAGCUAGUGCAGAAAUAUGUUAGAGUGCCAUGUGGUGCACGGCUUGUGGCACUUCUUUCUGUUCUCAAGAACCUUUUUGAAAGAGAAGCUUCUCAAAAGGUGGUCGUAUUCUUUUCGACACGUGAUGCUGUAGACUUUCAUUACUCACUUCUGACUGAAUUCCAGUGGCCACCGAAUUCUGAGACAGAAGAGGAGGCGACCAAACAGUUGUUUCUUAAGUGCAAAACGUUUCGGUUACAUGGAAGUAUGGAGCAGGAGGAUAGAAGAUCUGCGUUUGGGACUUUCAAAACAGAGAAACAGGCCCUUCUCUUGAGUACAGAUGUUGCUGCUAGAGGCUUGGAUUUCCCAAAAGUAAGAUGUAUUAUACAAUAUGACUGUCCUGGGGAAGCUACCGAGUAUGUGCAUAGAGUGGGUAGAACAGCUCGUAUUGGUGAAAAGGGAGAAGCCUUGUUAUUUCUACAACCGAUUGAAAUAGACUAUCUUAAGGAGCUUAAGAAACAUGGCGCAUCACUUACAGAGUACCCUCUUCUAAAAGUACUUGAUAAAUUUCCCAUACCCGGCAAUAUGCCCCGAAUCAAAAAGGUCAUAUCCCUAGAAUCGCAUCCAUGGGUCAUAUCUCUGCAAAGAGCUCUUGAAUCCUUUAAUUACGCUGAGCCAAAGAUGAAGAGCCUGGCGAAAAAUGCAUUUGUCUCUUGGGUUAGGGGAUAUGCAGCUCACAAGGGAGAGCUCAAGAGCAUUUUCGUGGUGAAGAAGCUUCACUUAGGUCAUGUCGCCAAGAGUUUUGCUCUGCGAGAGCAACCGUCUUUAGUUGGGAAAUCACAUCAUAAGGAAACAAUGAAGAGAAAGAGAGACGAACGUCAGAAAGGGCAACAAGGUAAGAAGAGAAAGAAGAUGAGUGGCAGUGGCAAUAGAAGUACACAAAAAACUUGAUCAAAUCGGUUUCGCCACCAUAAACCAUGGCAUAAGUUUUGUAGUGAAUGAGCUCUGCUUUGUUCAUUGAAAAUUUUGAAAUAUCUAAAAGAAGUUUGGAACUUAAUCAUGUUUGUUAACAAUAUUACUUGUAUUAGCCAGAAAGCUAAAGAUUCACAUCAAAUGCUUACCAGAGGUUUCGCGGAA
Arabidopsis lyrata subsp. lyrata is the source of this 2082-nucleotide messenger RNA. RefSeq names its product DEAD-box ATP-dependent RNA helicase 17. Gene Ontology annotation, cellular component: nucleus. The record is from RefSeq and is a predicted model, not a curated record. Bases 64 to 1896 code for a protein of 610 amino acids. Gene Ontology annotation, biological process: ribosome biogenesis. Gene Ontology annotation, molecular function: RNA helicase activity; nucleic acid binding; ATP binding. The transcript has 10 exons. Lineage: Eukaryota; Viridiplantae; Streptophyta; Magnoliopsida; Brassicales; Brassicaceae.